Dovyalis caffra is the source of this 1746-nucleotide messenger RNA. NCBI's taxonomy places the organism in Eukaryota, Viridiplantae, Streptophyta, Magnoliopsida, Malpighiales, Salicaceae. The record is from the annotation of a GenBank genome assembly.
AUGUUUUGUUCCAGAACUAGACACCAUGGAGCCUUUUCUCUCUUUUCAAAUCUCUUCAAUGAAACAUCAAAACCCUCUCUUCUCACCUCCUUAUUUUCAUCAAAAUCCAGCCCCAAUAUCCCAAACCCAAAAAGCGCCACUGCCAAGAGACCACCUUCACUUGCCACGCAAAACCUACAAGAAACUUCGCUGACUGUAAGCACUGCUACCUCUCCUGUUGCGUCAAUUUGUUCUUUACUUUCUAAUAGUGUUACAGAACCAGUAAAGAUUGAGUCUUUGUUAAGUGAUUAUAAAGGAAUGUUGAAUUCUGAUAUUGUGCUACAAGUCUUGAGGAGUUAUAAGCAGCUUGGGAGAGUCAGGACAUUAGAAUUCUUUUCUUGGGCUGGAAUGCAAAUGGGGUUUAAGUUUGAUGAUUGUGUGAUUGAGUACAUGGUUGAUUUCCUAGGAAGGAGGAAACUUUUUGAUGAUAUGAAGUGUUUCUUGAUGACAGUUUUGGUUCAAAAUGGUCGCGUGACAUGUCGUGCAUUUUCUAUUUGUAUUAGGUUUUUAGGCCGGCAAGGGAGGUUUAGAGAAGCCCUUUGUUUGUUUCAAGAAAUGGAGACGAAGUUUAAUUGUAGACCUGAUAAUUUUGUGUGCAAUAAUAUGCUUUACGUGCUUUGUAAGAAGGAAGCAUCUGGGGAACUAAUUGAUGUUGCGCUUAGUAUUUUUCGAGGAAUUGAAUCGCCAGAUACUUAUUCAUACGGUAAUGUUCUCGUGGGGUUGUGUAAAUUUGGUAGGUUUGAGACUGCAAUUGAAGUUUUUCAAGAAAUGGGUAGGGCUGGAUUAGUGCCAACGCGGUCUGCAGUGAAUUUUCUUAUGAAAGAGUUGUGUUUAUUGAGUGCAAAAGAAGGGGCUGUUAAUGAAGUUAGGGUAAAUAGUUCUCGUAAGCCCUAUACGAUUUUAGUUCCAAAUCUGGGUUCAAAGAGCGGUGCUAUCCGUCCUGCUGUUGGUGUGUUUUGGGCAGUUUAUGAUCUUGGUUUGUUGCCUAGCACAUUUGUUAUAAUCCAGCUCAUGACGGAGCUUUGUCGAUUGGGAAAGAUGGCAGAGGCUUUUGAGAUUCUGAAAGUAGUUGAGGAGAGAAAGCUAAGUUGUGUGGCAGAGGGCUACGCCAUUGUGAUGCAGGCUUUAUGUGAAUAUCGCUUAGUUGAGGAAGUUAGCCAUUUGUUUGGAAGAAUGCUUUCACUUGACUUGAAGCCAAAGUUGGUAGUUUACAAUUCUGUUAUUUGUAUGCUAUGUAAAUUGGGAAAAUUGGAUGAUGCACAGAGGGUGUUUCAGAUAAUGAACAAGAAAAGAUGCAUUCCGGAUAGUGUAACAUAUACCGCACUGGUUCAUGCUUAUGGCGAAGCUAGGAAUUGGGAAGUUGCCUAUGACUUAUUGAUAGAGAUGUUAGGGUUAGGUUGGAUUCCACAUUUUCAUGCAUAUACUUUGGUGGAUAAACUGUUGAGAGAACAUGGGCGAAUGGAUUUGUCUAAUAAAUUGGAAAGGAAGUUGGAUUCACAAAUCUUGCAUAAGCAUUGUAAAGCAGGUCAAUUAGAGUCUGCUUGUGAGAAACUGAGAUCAAUGAUUGAGAAAGGUUUCUGCCCACCAAUGUAUGUAAGGGUUGCUUUUGAGCAUGCAUUUCAAAAGUAUGGCAAAUUGGAGAUGGCUCGUGAAUUACUACAGAAGAUGGACAAAGUUUGCGAGCCUUCUAAGGCAGAAGUUUCUUGA